This is a messenger RNA of Daucus carota subsp. sativus, 1583 nucleotides long. Its product is annotated as caffeic acid 3-O-methyltransferase. Lineage: Eukaryota; Viridiplantae; Streptophyta; Magnoliopsida; Apiales; Apiaceae. Bases 129 to 1226 code for a protein of 365 amino acids. The transcript is spliced from 4 exons. Gene Ontology annotation, molecular function: O-methyltransferase activity; S-adenosylmethionine-dependent methyltransferase activity; protein dimerization activity. Gene Ontology annotation, biological process: methylation. The record is from RefSeq and is a predicted model, not a curated record.
AACUUUGAGUAGGUGAACAAAAAGCCUGAUAAAUACUCACACUCCCCUGCUAUCCAAGCACUCAAUAUCUCCCAUUCAUUCUCCUUGUCAUCUUCUCUUGAUUCACAUUCUUCAACAAUUCUCUAAACAUGAACACAACCACAGAGCUGAUCCCACCAACACUACAACCAAAUGAUGAGGAAGAAGAGGCUUGCAUGUUUGCCAUGCAAUUAGCCAGUGCUUCUGUUCUGCCCAUGGUUCUCAAAUCAGCCAUUGAGCUCAACCUUCUUGAGUCCAUUGCUAAAGCUGGUCCAGGUGCUUAUGUCUCGCCUUCCGAGCUUGCGGCUGGCCUGCCUUCCAGCCAGCCUGACACUCCUGUCAUGCUGGACCGCAUCCUCAGGCUCCUGGCCAGCUACUCUGUUCUCAAGUGUAAGCUUAAAGAACUGCCUCAGGGCCGGGUUGAGAGGCUUUAUGGAUUGGCUCCUGUGUGCAAGUUCUUGACUAAAAACAGUGAUGGCGUGUCGAUGGCUCCACUUUUGCUGAUGAACCAGGAUAAAAUCCUUAUGGAGAGCUGGUAUCACUUGAAAGACGCGGUUCUUGAUGGUGGAAUACCUUUUAACAAGGCAUAUGGAAUGACCGCGUUUGAGUACCAUGGCAAAGACCCUAGAUUUAACAAAGUCUUUAACCAGGGAAUGUCUAAUCAUUCCACUAUUACUAUGAAGAAAAUCCUCGAAACAUACAAUGGUUUUGCCGGGCUCAAAACUCUGGUGGAUGUUGGUGGAGGCACUGGAGCCACCCUCAAUAUGAUCAUCUCUAAAUAUCCUAAUCUUAAAGGGAUUAACUUUGAUCUCCCCCACGUCGUUGAAGAUGCUCCAUCUUAUCCUGGUGUGGAGCAUGUUGGAGGUGACAUGUUUGUUAGUGUGCCGAAAGGGGAUGCUAUUUUCAUGAAGUGGAUAUGUCACGAUUGGAGCGAUGCACAUUGUCUGGCGUUCUUAAAGAACUGCUACAAGGCACUUCCAAGUAAUGGAAAGGUGAUACUAGCAGAAUGCGUUCUUCCAGAGGCUCCAGACUCCAAGCUUACAACCAAGAAUGUGAUUCACAUAGAUGUUAUAAUGCUUGCGCAUAAUCCUGGUGGAAAAGAAAGAACUGAGAAAGAUUUCGAGGCCUUGGGAAAAGAGGCUGGUUUCAGAAGCUUUAACUUGGCCUGCUGUGCUUAUAAUACUUGGAUUAUCGAAUAUUACAAAUAGAAGAAAAUCCUUGGGGGGGGGGGGGGGGGGGGGGUUGGCUUCUGCUUAAUGUUUGAAUUUAUUGUCAAAUUUGAGGGAUAUAUGUGAAAUAAAGUUUCAAUGGAAUAUCAGCAAGUACUAUAAUGCUGCAGAUGUUGUGGGUUAUCUGAGCCCAAAAUUGAAUCUGAGCCCUUGGAAUAUAAAUCCAACGGCCCCCGUACAGUGUGUUAGAUAACCCUUAUCUAACAACCGGUUGUCAAGGAACAGGACCCUUUUGUUUAUUCCUCUUUUAUACACCAGAUUGCAACUAUUGAACAUUGUAUCUGUUUAUGAGUUUAAUCUCAACAGUUUGCUAUAAUAGAGUUUGCUUUUUAUUCA